GCCUCUGGAACACUGCGACAGAAUGUUACUGUCGACCGCUGGUUUCUCCAAUGAGACAUAUUCCCUGCUUGCUGUCAAGGCACAAAUCAGAUGUGCUUUCGAGGAAGGGAAGAAUAGUCGCUCAACAGCAUUCAAUAUCGUUGCCACGCACACUUCUUACAGACGCGCGCCACCCAAUGCAUGGAAUGGAUCAUCUCUUCACGACAAACGGAAUCAUUCAUUGUGUCAAAUGGCCCACUAAUAGUAACGGCCAGCCGCUCGUUGAAGCCGAUUGUUCUGGUCCAUGUGCCGAGACUCGACAUUAAAUACGCAUGCAGCCGCAAUCACGAAGGCAUCUUUGGUGGGAAGUCAAAAGUUGAGGAUGUCGAGAGUCCCAACUCAGAAAAGGAUGUUGCACGCCCCAGUUCAGAGAAGGAUAUCGAUGUAUUGAUCAAUGCCGACCCCAGCCCGCCUGGUCGUCGGUCUCCCGAUUUGAUAUCGAACAUCACUGCACCACCUGCCAAACGUACAGAGGAAGUUAAUCGCUACGAAAGUCCAUUAGAAAGGCUCGGCACGAUUUACAAUCGCGAAGCAGUUACACACGACACCAGUCUAGUUGACUAUCUCUCCAGCGAUCUGGAUGCGCUAGUGACAUUUGCGGGUCUCUUCUCUGCUGCCGUGACGGCAUUCAUCAUCGACAGCUACAAAACAUUGCAGCCCGAUCCCGCUGAGGUUACAAACACAUAUCUUCUGCAACUUUCACAGCAGAUCGCUUCGGGAUCGGGUGCUUCCGCUAUCCAACCUGCUCCAUUCACGCCCGACGCUACAGACAUCCUAAUCAAUAAAUUGUGGAUCAGCAGUUUGGUGAUCAGUCUUGCAUGUGCUCUUGGGGCGCUCUUAGCGCAGUCCUGGACAAAACGGUAUAAACGGCAUGUCUUGAGCGCGCAAGGUGGCAGUACUCAAAGGAAGGCAAUGUUGCGUGCAUACCUUCGAGAUGGUAUUGGCCGGUCCGGUCUCGAAGCUCUCACUGUCGUACUCCCCGCUUUCAUGCACGUCUCGUUAUUCCUCUUCUUUGCCGGGCUCAUCCUUUUCAUCCGAGGUCUCGAAGCGUCUCCAGGCCUCGAACAUACGAUCAUAACCCUCGUGUGUAUUUGGAGCGCCUUGUAUCUUGCAUUCACUCUCGCCCCUUUCGUGAACAACAACUCACCGUAUGUCACGCCACUCACACCUGUCAUCCGUAUGUUGUUGGUCUUCCCCUUCAUUGCUGCCGUCUACAUAUGGGAAGUCGGCAGUCGACUGAAGGACGCCAUCCAGGAAAAGGACACACAUAUUGCAAAGAGGAUGGUGGAGUUGGUUAACUGGGACUUCGUCUGGAGCUGGCUUCGGGGUGAACCCCGCCCGGAGUUCACAUACCGACGCUUGCGGAAGGCUAUGAAAUGGCUGAUGCAGCAGUUCGAUGCCCCGAAGGAAGCAUCUCGGUUCCUAGACGUCGCUCAUGAUAUCCUCAUAGUGCCAGAGAUCUCCCCACAAGUGGUUGACACAGUUAUGACCUUGAGUAGUGACAUGCUUUACUUCGAGGGCGUCGACAUCAUUGACCAAGUCCUGGACUAUGUUGUGUACUACCCGGAAGAUGGCAAACGCGGGAAGUACGCCAAGUCUGGCGCUGCCUUCUUAUGCAGCCUCGCUCGCCACAGUACCACAGAUCAGCGUCUGACGCUGUCGAGGCACACUGAGCAUACAACUGUCUGGAUGGAUAUUUGCGACGAGGUGCUACUGGAGAGAUUGAGUGCGUUGAAGGCGGACACGAGUUUUGAGGUUGCACUGUACGCGUACUGUGCCUCAACGGCCAUUGCCAGUUGCACGAUUAAAGACAUCUCAACUAGGAUCACCAGCAAUGACGUUACAAUUGACGCACCUCCGGCUUGGGAUUCCCAAUCAACCAUCUCGCUUCUGGGGGACCCAAACCGAAUGCCGGAGCUGAGAUCGGAGCUUCGAGAAUUCCUCGUGAUACUUCAUUUUCUUCCCUCGUAUCGCGAUGCGGACGAGGAUGGCGAGAGUCCAUAUGUAGUCUUCGACCCACCCGUGCCUACCUCCCAUGGGCGAAAGAUUCGAGUCAAAAUCGGAUCCGGAGAUCAACCACUUACAGCGGAAAUGUUGCUCUACGAAUCGCUGUUGAUCGCUCUGGUCGAUUUCUUACAAUUCGUUCUGCCGCAGCCUCCCAUUCCUUUGGCAAUUGAACUGGUCUCCAGUGUCAUUUCUAUUGUCACAAAAGCUUGGGAUACUGUCCCACAUCACGCUGACAUGAAGGCUUGCGUAACGGAACCUAGUCAGCGCCACUUCGCUUCCAUAUUAAAGAGGAUGUUCCUCUCCCGGGCUUCUGGUACAAUGGAAGAGAAGGAUGCCCCCGCGGUGACACCCACUACAUCCCUAUGGCUCAAUGAGGUGGCCGUCACGGACCUUCAUCGCAUUUCGCAACACCUUAAUGAGGAGUGUGUUCGACAAGGCGCCGAUAUGUUGGAACGUUGGAAGGAAUUCCAAGCAUCACAAAGCAGAAUGAAAGGUAAACGGGCGCUCUCCGGGUCCUCGUUUUCCACACUUUGAAAGAGUAACGACAGCUUCGUCAUUUGAGUAAGGCCUUUCUCUAGCAGCACCACGCCCGUACCCCAUGCAUAUGCACUUAACUUAUAUGCUCCGCUUUUGCUCUCCAAUACGUGUUGCGAAAGGAUCUGUAGAUUCUUCUGCUUCAGGCAUGAGCUGGAUACCACUGAAACUACAGUGCGUUUUAGCAACCCAAUGUCGCCAUAGAAUAAAUAAGCAAGGAUUCCGGUCCUUUCCUUUCUCCGUCCCAUCCAGAAUCGGCCCUUGAAGCUUGAAGCUUGAAGCUCCAGCGAGGUUGCAACGUUUCCGAGUCAACAACUGACGCUUCCCAAUAGCACCAUUCAAGGACGGCAAGAAUCAAAUAGAGACUAUUUG
Somion occarium is the source of this 2952-nucleotide messenger RNA. NCBI's taxonomy places the organism in Eukaryota, Fungi, Basidiomycota, Agaricomycetes, Polyporales, Cerrenaceae. The record is from the annotation of a GenBank genome assembly.